AUGUUUGAACGGUGCUUGCAGUCUUACAAUAAAACAAGGCAAGCGAUGCUUCUCCAAGUAUGCAAGCUCAAACGUGCCAAUGCCGCGACCGUUUCUGGAGCCACCUCUGUCACAGAAGUGAGAUCAGCCAAGAAACUCCCAAGGAUUUCUCUUCCUCAAUUCUCUGGCGAUUAUUCAUCGUGGCAAUCAUUCAAGGAUCUUUUCUCGUCGACGAUUAAGGACGAUAAUGAUAUUCCAGCCGUGGAGAAGAUGCACUAUCUCCGGUCCAGUCUCACAGGGGAGGCUGGCAAGUUGAUCUCCAAUAUCCCUAUCGCGGCUGAUUCCUUCAAGUCGGUCUGGGAUACUCUGGUUGCAAGGUAUGAGAACAAAAGGUUACUAAUCACAUCUUAUAUGGAUCAGCUCUUCGCAACCCAGGUUCUCCGGUCAAGGUCGGCUCAAGGAUUAAAUUCUCUUUUGACAUCCACAACGGAAGCUCUCAACGCUCUUUCGGCUCUGGGGAUUCCAAUUGACAAAUGGGAUCAAGUGCUGGUUCAUCAUAUCACUAAAAGGCUCGAUUCUCACACCAGAGAAUGA
This is a messenger RNA of Leptopilina boulardi, 573 nucleotides long. RefSeq lists its product as uncharacterized. NCBI's taxonomy places the organism in Eukaryota, Metazoa, Arthropoda, Insecta, Hymenoptera, Figitidae. The coding region runs from base 1 to 573 and encodes 190 amino acids. The transcript has a single exon. The record is from RefSeq and is a predicted model, not a curated record.